Messenger RNA from Arachis stenosperma, 972 nucleotides. RefSeq names its product vesicle-associated protein 2-1. The transcript is spliced from 7 exons. Gene Ontology annotation, cellular component: plasma membrane; endoplasmic reticulum membrane. NCBI's taxonomy places the organism in Eukaryota, Viridiplantae, Streptophyta, Magnoliopsida, Fabales, Fabaceae. The record is from RefSeq and is a predicted model, not a curated record. The coding region runs from base 174 to 872 and encodes 232 amino acids. Gene Ontology annotation, biological process: endoplasmic reticulum membrane organization.
CGAGAGAUCCGGUUAGUGGUUAGGCUACUUCUAAGGCAUAGGCAUCCACUCGUCCCCAUGGGUACCCCCCUUCAUCCUCGUUCCACCACAUAUUCCUUCCUUUUCCUCUCUUCUUCCUCUUCCUCUUCCUCUUCCCCACUUUCCCCCUCUUUCUGCUUUUUCAUUCUUCCGCCAUGUCUACUCCCGCCGCUGCUUCUGCCUCCCCUCUCAUCUCCGUCAGUCCCGAUGAACUCAGGUUCCCUUUUGAGCUGGAGAAGCAAUCAUUUUGUGAUCUUAAAGUUGUGAAUAACACAGAGAACUAUGUUGCUUUCAAGGUCAAGACCACUUCGCCAAAGAAGUACUUUGUACGGCCUAACACUGGUGUUAUACAGCCCUGGGACUCGUGUAUCAUCAGAGUCACUCUUCAAGCCCAACGUGAAUACCCUCCAGACAUGCAAUGCAAGGACAAGUUUCUACUACAGAGCACAGUAGUGAAUCCAAAUACUGAUGUUGAUGAUCUUCCUGCAGAUACUUUUAAUAAGGAAAGUGGAAAUACAAUAGAAGAGUUGAAACUAAGAGUUGCGUAUAUUGCUUCUAACUUAACCCAAGGAAGCUCUGAAGAUGAUGCAUUGAAGAACUCCGCACAAAAACUUGAUAGUUCUUAUAAUCAGGCUUUACAGCAGCUGAAGGAAGAAAGAGAUGCCGCCCUGAGACAAACACGACAGCUGCAACAGGAACUGGACAUGCUGAAAAGGCGAAAAAGCCAAAGAGGAGAUCCUGGCUUUUCCCUUAUCUUUGCCUUUUUUGUAGGUCUCAUUGGACUUGUGCUUGGCUUUCUUUUAAAACUUCUAUUCUCUUCACCACCACCAUCACUAUCACCAUCUACGGAAUGAUUUUUAUUGUGGAAACCCUUUGCAUGCAAGACCUUUCUCGUGUUAACACUGUAAAAGUGUAAAGUUCCUAUAUUCUUUUCAAUGAGAUUUUUGUUCUUUA